AUGCCCGGUCCUCUCUCCCUCUUCUCCGUCAAUGCGGUCCUCGUCAUGUCCGCUGACGACGGCUCGCGGAUCUUCGCCAAGUACUAUUCGGCACCGCAUCCCCCCGCGGGCACUGCGCCCAACUCGACCGAUUACCCCGGUGCCAACCCUUACCCAACCGUGAAGGAGCAGCGCGCUUUUGAGAAGGGACUACUGGAGAAGACCAAAAAGUCGACCAGCGAUGUGAUCCUCUACGACAACCGCAUCGUUGUCUUCAAGAUGGAGAGCGAUGUUAUGCUCUACGUGGUGGGAAGCGCCGACGAGAACGAGGUGUUGCUGUACAAUGUGGUUCUGUCGCUGCGCGAUGCUCUGGGAAUCCUAUUCAAGGGCGCCACCGACAAGCGAACUAUUGUCGAGAACUACGACCUCGUUUCCCUCACCAUUGACGAGAUUAUCGACGACGGAAUCAUUCUCGAGACCGACCCCAUUCUGAUCGCCUCACGAGUCAGCCGUGCCCCCGCCGCCGAUGCGCCAAACAUGAAGAGCAUCGAUCUGUCGGAGCAGGGCCUCAUGAAUGCUUGGGAGUUCGGCAAGCGACGUCUUGCCGAGGGUCUGCGACAGAUGUAG
Messenger RNA from Penicillium argentinense, 606 nucleotides. Its product is annotated as coatomer subunit zeta. Bases 1 to 606 code for a protein of 201 amino acids. NCBI's taxonomy places the organism in Eukaryota, Fungi, Ascomycota, Eurotiomycetes, Eurotiales, Aspergillaceae. The record is from RefSeq and is a predicted model, not a curated record. Gene Ontology annotation, cellular component: COPI vesicle coat. Gene Ontology annotation, biological process: retrograde vesicle-mediated transport, Golgi to endoplasmic reticulum; intracellular protein transport; intra-Golgi vesicle-mediated transport. The transcript has 2 exons.